UUUUUAUGACCAUAAGUGUACCCUCUUUAUUUUCUUGCAAUUCUAGAGAAUCAAGAAAGAAGAAGAAAAGAAAAAAAUGAUGCGAACAAGAUUGUUAUGGUUCACAAUAGGUUUCACUUCAGCUUCAGCUACAAUGACUCACUUCAUAUUCAGAGAUUUAUGGGCUGAUCGAAUCUCUCUUUCUUCCCAAUUGAAGGAGAAAUUUGGUGUUUUGGGAACCAGAGUUUCAAAUCUUGAAUCAGUGCUUCAUGAUAGUCCCAAUACUCACCAGGACACUAUUUUCCAUGGUUGUUAUCCAACUUUCUGACAGGAUGAAGGGAACUGAGUAUAGCGCCAUCAUCAGAUCGUUUCUUCAGCAUGGCUGGAUACUGUUUCUUGAUUAUGUAUUAGGGAAAUUAAAUUUUUAUUUUUUCCUUUGGUGUUGCAAAUUUGUAGUCUCGCAUACUUUGUAAUCCAGCUAUGAUUAGAAAAUAGCCCCCCAAUCCCCCACUCCAAAAAAAAAAAAAAAAAAGCCACGAGCAUAACCUAGAGGGGGUGUUCUCUCAAGUUUAACAAGAUUAUUGUACAUUUUUAUUUGGAAGUCUCUGGUUUAUAACAUGAUAGUUCCUCUGACAAUUAUUGUCUGAUUUUCUAGUUGAAAGAAAUGGUGCAUCAUUCCGUUUA
Messenger RNA from Lycium ferocissimum, 663 nucleotides. RefSeq lists its product as uncharacterized. The transcript is spliced from 5 exons. Bases 77 to 307 code for a protein of 76 amino acids. The record is from RefSeq and is a predicted model, not a curated record. NCBI's taxonomy places the organism in Eukaryota, Viridiplantae, Streptophyta, Magnoliopsida, Solanales, Solanaceae.